AUGAACAUCAUCCAGCUCGUCUGCAAAUGGACUUCAACGCCCUUCGUCAACGUCAUCGACUCCUUGCCAACUCCAAUAUGGGCAGUUCCCUUUCCAAGCGUUGUUUUAUGCCCACAUCUCCAUGUGAAACUAUCUCAUGCCAAUGUUUCUGAACUUAACGGUGUCGAGCGAUUUUUCGCAUCCUUAGUUUGUCCCCAAAUGAACCCAGACGAUAAAUUAUACUCGAGGUCACAUCGUUUAAAUGCUUUAGAAAACAAUAGGUUGCAGGAUUUCAUUUUAAAGGGAUCUCCUACUUGCGAAGAUUUGGUCAAGGUGUGCCAUUGGCGUUCAGGGUAUGAUGCUGAAUGGUUCCAGAAGGACUGCUGUGAGAAACUCCUGAAACCCAUCUUCACUGAUUACGGCCUCUGCUAUACGUUUAACAGCCUGCCAUUAAACGGAAUGACAAAUGAAACAAUAUCCUGGCAAAGAUCAUUUAACCGCUUAGCGUCUUCUGAUACCCUUGAGUGGGAUCUGGAUGGAGGAUACCCGAAGGUAUUUCCUCCAAAACCUGGCACCUUACCCUUUAGAGUCAUGGCGUCUGGGGAAGUAAACGGGUUAGGCAUUGAACUUUAUCUGAAUACUUCUGAACAUCAAUACGAUUGUGAUGGACAUAACGUGGGAUUUAAUAUAUUAAUAAGUUCACCAACUGAUCAUGUCUACACCAGCACGAUACUGCGACUUCCCAUGGACCGAAUGACUACCAUCGAAGUGUCAGCCAUAACGUAUAAAACCGAUGGCUCUUUACGCGCAUUAUCACCAGAUCAAAGGCAGUGUUUCUUUCAAAAUGAAAGAAAGUUACACUUUUAUGAAUUUUACACAGAUACUAACUGUAAAUUGGAUUUGAGGAUUCGAGAGACGAUGAAGCAAUGCAACUGUAUUUUGUAUAACUGGCCUACGAAGGUUGGUGAACAACUAAUAUAUGCGUACUACGCAGACAGUGAGGAACAAAGGCAGCCACAUGAAGACGCAACAUCGUGCUACCCCGCGUGUAACGAUGUGCUAUAUUCCACCCAAGUAUAUUACUCUGACCUCAUCAAAGAUCCCGCUUAUGGGAGUUCUGAUUAUAGAAAUAAGACAGGAGAAAGAACUCAUAUAAACGUCCAUUUCUAUAAUGACAUGUUCUUGGGUCAACAUCGCCACGCCCAAUACGAUGAUUAUUAUUUUGCAGGUGCAAUAGGAGGCCUUCUCAGCUUGUUUUUAGGCUUCAGCAUUAUCAGUGUUGCGGAAUUAGUCUACUUUGUACUGUUAAAACCCAUUCAUAUAGCUUUUAAAGAAACUUUUUAUGGAAAUCACGCACUAAUU
Brenthis ino (lesser marbled fritillary) is the source of this 1341-nucleotide messenger RNA. The record is from the annotation of a GenBank genome assembly. NCBI's taxonomy places the organism in Eukaryota, Metazoa, Arthropoda, Insecta, Lepidoptera, Nymphalidae.